UAAAACAAAACAUGAAUAAUAGCAACGGAAAUUUUCCUCCGAUUGGGGACGAUGAUAAAGAUAACAAAUCAACACAUAUUGGUGGUGGAGAGUCGAUACCAACAACAACAUAUAAAUUGAUGAUGAGUGAAAAAAAACCUAGUGUUUUUGUGAGGGAUGCCGCAAAAGUAUUAUUUGGAGAAGAAAUAUUACGAAUUAGUACGAUUACAGGAAAACUAAGUAAUAGAAGUAGAAAGUCACAAAAGCUAAAGAUGGAGCAAAAAAAAUUAGAUCCACGUUUAUUGAAUAUCCUUGAAGAUUUCACAACUCAUUAUUCAAAUCAACUAAAGUUCAGUGAGAUGUCAAGUGUGGAAAGAAAUGGCCACAUAUAUAAAAUAGGCACAUACAUGGGCGGACUAAUUAGCGAGCUAAAAUCCAAGUCAUCUCCAUCAAAUGGAAAAGAUAAGAGUAAUGAGGAAAACAAAGAAAAUGAAAAUAAAAAUUCUAAUCCCAAUGAAGAGGAUACUGUUGAUUCAAAUGAUCAUUUCAAUCCCAAAAACAAUGGUGAUUAUAAUGAAAGUGACUACGAUUAGUCCUUUCCAC
Chelonus insularis is the source of this 582-nucleotide messenger RNA. RefSeq lists its product as uncharacterized. Lineage: Eukaryota; Metazoa; Arthropoda; Insecta; Hymenoptera; Braconidae. Bases 12 to 572 code for a protein of 186 amino acids. The record is from RefSeq and is a predicted model, not a curated record. The transcript has 3 exons.